Messenger RNA from Durusdinium trenchii, 834 nucleotides. Lineage: Eukaryota; Dinophyceae; Suessiales; Symbiodiniaceae. The record is from the annotation of a GenBank genome assembly.
AUGCAGGUUGGCGUAAAUGGAUACAGCCACCAAGAGUAUGGUGAUGUGGAUGCCACCAUGAAUGCCUUUUCCCAAUGGCUGAGCGAAAUGAAAGCCCGAUCAAACAGCAGUCUGCAAGCAAUGAUGGCUGAGAUGAGUGUCAUCCGUGACGGGAUCACCUCCAAUAGUGCGGACCUCACGGAGUACAAGAGGCAUAGCAUCUCAGUUCAGCAACAGAUGCAGUCGCAGCUCACAGAUUUGCGUGAAAAGCUGACGAGCGCCUUCUCUGAGAUCACCUCAUUGGUGAAGCAGAAGGCUGCCACCGACCAGGAGCUGCUUAGCGAAAUCCAUGCAUUGGGACGACAGCUCUCCAUGAAAACAGCAGAGCUGGAGGCCUUGAAGAAGUCCUAUAGCUCAACGCAUCAGCAACUUCAGCAGAACCUUGUGCAGCUGCAGGGGCAGCUUCAAUCUACUGGGGCUGAGAUGGUGGCCGCGAAGAAACAGGCUCAAGCCGUGCAAGAAAGCGUGCAGCACAAGUUGGAUGAGGUGGAGCUGCUGACACAAAGACUUCGAGACCAGGUUGAAGCAGGUGGUCGAGAUGGGAAUGCUACGGCCCUUGCGGUGCAGGAUGACAUCGCGAAGCUCCACGAGGCAUUGACUGGUUUGUCCAGCGACUUCUUUGAGCACAAGCGGCUCACACAGCAGGUGCAGACAAAGCUUUCCAGCCAAGUUGCUGCAUUGGAAGACGGCAGGCUAAGAUCAGGUACACUGCAAGUGCAGCUGCCCUAUGAGAAGGAUGAGCUCGCUUCGCAAACGGCACUUGUAGCGACGGGUGUGCAAGAGCGCAGUCGGUAG